GAAACAUCUAUUUCUGUUAUUGAUUUUUUAUCGUCAUCAAGUGAAUUUAAACCUUUAAUUAAGGAAUUACAGAAAAAAAGGUUGAUUAAUUACUUAAAUUCUCUAAAAAAUAUUACAUUUAUUGCACCUGGCGAAAAAGCGUUUGAUAAUAAAACCAAAUUGACGCCGGAAAUAUUAAAAUAUCAUAUUCUUGAUGGUAUAUUAUUAACAAAAGAUGUAAUCAAUGAAUAUGUUUUUCGGUCUCAUAUGUAUAAUUAUGAGCAGAAAGAUGGUGUAGGUGUAAAAGUAAAAGAAAUUGUCGACUUUGAGGGACAUAAAAAAAUAAAUAUAGGUGGAGUUUCUAUUAUUAAAGGAGAUUAUUCAAUACGCAAUGGUAUAAUUCAAGUAACUGACAAAAUAAUGAUUCCUCCGGAAAAUAUGUAUUCAGUUUUAUCUGUUGAUCCAGAUUUGACGACAUUUAUGAAAUUAAUAGAUUAUGGGAUUUUAAAUCAUGUAAAAAAUAACAAUGUAUGCUCCUACUAAUAGAGACGUUUAAGAGAUUGAAUAGUAUAGAAUACACAUAUCUUAGAUCUAGAUAUGGUAUUUCUGACUUAAAGAUGCUUAUCCUUAAUCAUUUACAAACAAAUAAUGUCAUUUAUAAAUGCGAUGUUAUUGAUAAAAUUGCAUCUAAAUCUGAUGCAAAUGGAUUGCUAAAUAUAGUUAAAAAUAGGACAGGGUUUUAUGUAAAUGAAUACAAAAUUGUUCAAUAUGAUAUUAUUACAAAAAAUGGAGUAAUUCAUAAAAUAGAUAAUCUUAUGUUUCCUGGAUAUCUGGAAUUUACUCCUAUUAAAUAUCUUUAUGGCACUGAUACAACAAAAUUUGCAGAUGAAAUUCUCGUUACGGGGUUGAUAGAUUUAGUUAAUAACAAAUCUAUAGAACAAGUGAUACUAGCGCCCAUUGAUUCUUCGUUUUAUUUUGAUAUAGAUAUGAAAAAAAUACGAUGUAUACAAGAAAUUAAAUACCAUUUUAUAUAUAAUUGGUUUGACAUAGAUACAUUGGAAGGCCAGAAACUUUUGACAACGAAAAUGAAAGAAAAAUUACUUGGAGGAAAAAAUCAAAAAAUUAAGAUAUCACGGAAAAAUGGCGAAAUAUGGUUAAAUGAUCGAUCUAUGAUUUUAGGAAAAUCACUUGUAAUUGGUAAAACUAAAAUUUAUCGAAUUGAUUCGGAACUUGUUCCUCCUUUUUCAUUUCCAGCAACGGCUGCUCCUAUAUUCCAUAUAUCUAUAAGCAUGGAAUAUUUAUAUAAUACAAAAAUGGAUAUACUGCUACGCAAUAAAGAAUCUCUUACAUAUUUUGUGCCUACGAAUUCUGCUUGGAAAGAUUUAGGAUUAGUUAAGGAUUAUUUAACAUUAGAUUCAUCUAAAGAUAUACUUAAAGAAGUUUUAAUUAAUACUAUUUUUAACGAAGUUUUGUAUUUUGAUGAGCUUUUAUUGUUAAAUAAAACAAUAUUUACUCUUGGUGGUGCUUCAGCGACUAUUCAAAAAUAUCCUACUGGAUUUUCUAUUAUAUCAAAAAAUAAAUCUUGUAAAUUUCAGAUUGAAGAACAUGAUAUUCUUUUGGAAAAUGGUGUGGCUCAUACCGUUUCUAAGGUAUUUAUUCCAUCGACAUUAAAUAUUACACCUCAACACUUGUUUUCAACCAAACAUGUUUCUCUGUUUCCUCAAACAAUUGAAUCAAGUGAUCUUUUUUAUUUACUAAAUCCUCAAGAAAAAUUUACCAUUUUAGCGCCUAUUGAUAGUGCAUGGAGAACCAUUAAAAAUAUGGUUCGUGAUAAUUCAACUUUACAAGAAAUUGUGAAAUUGCAUUUGUUACCCCCUCAAUUAAACAAUUCAGAUUUUCUAAAGGAUGUGUAUCCUCGUCCAAGUUUACAUAAAGAUGGAAUAAAAAUUGGAGCAGUAAAGAUUGAUGGUUCUUUAUAUAAUAUUAAUUUUUAUUCGUCUAAGAAUUGUUAUCAGCAAAUCAAUAUACUUGGUGAAGGAAAAACAACAUUUCAUGGUCAAAUUCUUAUUAUAGACCGAGUUUUGGAUCCAAAAUGUCUGUUAAGCACAUCUUAUACAUACAUUUUUCAAAUUUUCUUUUUAAUUAUGGUAAUAUUUAUAAUAUUCUGUUUUUUUAUUAAGAAGAUUUUCCAUAAAAACUCCUUUAAUUAUAUAAUAGCAGCCUUGAAUAAUCGUUUUCAUUUCUACAAUCGACAUUUGUUAUAUCAUUCAGGGUGUAAUACUCAAGAUCCAGAUGAAGGCCUACCUAUUCUUCAUUUUAAUUAUUUAUCAAAACGAUCUUUAUUUGGUUUGACAUUAAGUCGCGCAUUAACAGUAUAA
Molecule: messenger RNA, 2357 nt
Organism: Pneumocystis murina B123
Lineage: Eukaryota; Fungi; Ascomycota; Pneumocystomycetes; Pneumocystales; Pneumocystaceae
Exons: 6
Coding region: 510-2357 (615 amino acids)
Source: RefSeq, a predicted model, not a curated record